AGCUUGAGACGGUGAGAAAUCAUAAAUCUGUGAGUAAGUGAUAAUGUCCGAUAAUCUGAAGCAUCCUCUCGAUUCUACAGCUAGUGAGGAACCACUCGAGAGACUCUCAAAGGUUGCGAGAAUCGAGGGAUUUAGUGACGAAGAAGAAGAAACAGAGGAACAACAAGGAUUGGGCGACUCGGAGUCCAUGAACCCAGUAAACCCUAGAGUGCAGCGUUACUUGAUUGCCAUUGAGUACAUCGGAACUCGUUUCUCCGGUUCACAACAGCAAGCUAAGGACCGCACCGUCGUCGGUGUAUUGCAGGAGGCUUUUCAUAAGUUUAUUGGCCAACCAGUGAAGAUCUUCUGCUCAAGUCGAACGGAUGCUGGAGUGCAUGCACUGUCAAAUGUUUGCCAUGUUGAUGUGGAACGCAUCAGUAAAAGGAAGCCUGGUGAAGUGUUACCACCUCAUGAGCCUGGUGUGGUCCAGAGAGCUGUGAACCAUUUUUUACAGAGAAAAGAUGGCGAUGUUAUGGUGAUUGAUGUUCGGUGUGUCCCAAGUAAUUAUCAUGCCAGAUAUAAGGCCCAGGAGCGCACAUACUUCUACCGCUUGCUAUCGGGGUCAGAUCCAUUAUCAAUCCUUGAAAAAGACCGUUGCUGGCAUGUUCCUGAGGAGCUAAAUCUACGCUCUAUGCAGGAAGCAUGCAGAGUUCUUGUUGGAUCUCAUGAUUUUAGCUCCUUCAGGGCAGCUGGUUGCCAGGCAAAGUCACCUAUGAGAUCUUUAGAUGAACUCAAUAUCACUGAAGUACCAUCAACUCCAUAUUUUCCAUCUAUCAGCGAAAGGGCGUGGAGUAACCUAAACAAUGGAGAUCCUCUCGCAUGUUCCAGUCAACCCAAGUCUGAGACUGCUGGUGUUACUACUAAUGUUGGAGAAGUGGAGGGGUCUACAGAGGGUGAUUCUUUUGGUAGAAGGAGACGGCACCGCUGCUAUGUAGUUACAGCGCGUUCCCGGGGUUUUCUGUACCACCAAGUUCGACUGAUUGUAGGAGCACUGAAAUGCGUAGGCACUGGAGAAUUGACGGUCUCAGACGUUGAACGAAUCCUUGAGGCGAAGACAGUGAGUGCAGCCAAACCCAUGGCUCCUGCAUCGGGUCUGUAUCUUGCCCGUGUCAAAUAUGAGUUUCCAUGAAGAUUUAAGUCCACUUCAUUUCCGCAACAGUGGAUGAGGACUGAGUCAUCACCAAAAUUGGUUAUUGUUCAGAAGCUUAAUAGAGAUAGAGAUACGAGUUCUUGUGUGUUCCACCAUAAAUCCUGAUGUACCGACUGAUCAAGUUUGAGUAGUUCAUUAUGAAAGUUUUGAUCUCGUACUAUUUGUUCGUUCCGUUUACGGAGCAAAUGAGAUAUAAAAUCGGAAUCAAUUU
Arabidopsis arenosa is the source of this 1400-nucleotide messenger RNA. NCBI's taxonomy places the organism in Eukaryota, Viridiplantae, Streptophyta, Magnoliopsida, Brassicales, Brassicaceae. The record is from the annotation of a GenBank genome assembly.